CGUGUACACGGAGUGAACUGUUCGAACUCUGUAUCUAAAUGUCAAUACAAACUGCUAACCUUAAAAAUUUAAGUGAAAGAAUUUUUUAAAAUAUGUUAACUCGAAAUUGUAUAAUAUUUUCGAGAUAUGUGUUAUUCCAGAGUAUAAAUAUAUGCGAAAAAAAAUAUAUUCAACAAAAAGUUAGACAUAUUAAUAUAUUCUAUAGAGUUGAAAAAAGAAUUGGUUGGCGAUCAGUGUCAUUGGCAAGCUUGUUAAAUAAUGAGAAAAAAGAGGAUUUGCAUAAAAUACAGAAAGAUAACAUCGAAAAUGAACAUAGUAAAGUUGAAAACAAAGACAGCAAAACUAGAAUCAAUAAAGACAAACCAAUUCUCGAAGUUAUAUCACCUGAUCUAAAAAUAUCAAAAAAAGAAAAAUCCGCAAUUUUAGAAAAUGUCAAAGAAAAGAGCUUGCAUGAGAAUGAAACCGAUAAGAACCGUCCCAAAUUAUCCAGUGAUUCAAUCAAAAAGUUAAAAGAAAAAAUCAUUGGAAAAGGAGAGAAAGAUUCUGAUAAAACAAAACCUCUAGUGAAAAAAAGGAAGAGAGUGGAUUUAUCAUGUCAGUCAUUAGAAAGAAAUUUUAUUACACCAGUAAAGGCUAUGUCAGAUUUUUUGCUGAAGCCAUCAGAUCUAGAAUGCCUUCCUAAAACAAAAAGGAGAUCUCCCUACGAAUCUGAACCUCCCAUUACUGUAUAUUGGAGGAGAGAUGUUGAAGCCAAAGCUCUGGAGGUAUGGGGUACUCACGAAAAUUUACAAAAAGAAUUAUUGAAACGAGAUAUUGAAAAAAAGAAAUACCAACAAAAUAUAUUUACUGUUAAAAGAAGAUUAAGAGAUUUUAGACGAGAAAUGGGUAGAUCUACAGAUGUUAUUGAAGAAGAGUCUGGAUUGAUGGGUAGAUCAGGAAAAGUUGUACUUACAGCAGUAGUCAUAAAUGGAACAAACUUUUUAUUUAAAUUAUUUGCUUGGAUUUUCACUGGAUCGCACAGUAUGUUUUCAGAAUGUAUUCAUUCUUUGGCAGACACAAUUAAUCAGCUGAUUUUGGCUUAUGGUAUUCAUAAAUCAGUCCAGAUUGCAGAUUCUUAUCAUCCGUAUGGGUAUUCCAAUAUGAAGUAUGUGUCGUCGCUUAUUUCAGGCGUUGGAAUAUUUUGUGUAGGAACUGGUUUGUCAUUUUACCAUGGAAUAUCGGGUCUGUUACAUCCAACACCGAUCGAUGAUUUUUUUUGGGCAUAUUUUAUUUUGGCCGGCUCACUUGUCUCCGAAGGUGCUACCUGGUUGGUUGCAUUUAACUCUAUAAGAAGAGGUGCUAGGGAAGUAAAUAUGUCAGUAAAAGAUUACAUUUUCAGAGGACAAGAUCCUAGUGUUAACGUUGUCCUUCUGGAAGAUUUUGCAGCUGUGAUAGGAGUUAUUGUAGCGGCCGGAUGUAUGGGCGUUUCUUCUCUUACUAAUAGUCCGAUUCCGGAUGCUAUGGGAUCUAUACUAGUAGGAUGUAUUUUAGGAUCAGUCGCUUCUUUUAUCAUUUAUACAAAUGUUGCUGCUCUUGUAGGAAGAUCAAUUCCAGAAGAAAAUUUAGAAAAGAUUAAUCAAGAAUUAGAAAAAGACAUAAUGAUUAGAGCGAUUCAUGACGUAAAAGGAAUAGAUAUGGGAAGCUAUUUGGUAAGAUACAAAGCUGAAUUAGAUUUCGAUGGAAGAGAACUUACGAGAGCGUACUUGGAUAAAAUGGAAUUAAAUGAUAUUUUAGAGGAAAUUAAAGCAAUUGACAAUAUUGAUAAAUUAGAAGAGUUUAUGCUUAAGCAUGGAGAAAAUUUAGUUGAUAUGAUGGGUGGCGAAAUUGAUCGAAUCGAAAUGAAAUUAAGAAAAAAAUACCCAGAAAUUCGACAUUGUGAUUUAGAAAUAUUAUAAAUGCAGAAGAUAAAUUGGUGUUAAGUGUAAAUAAAUAUUAAUUUAUAUUUUUAUUUUGCUAAAAUAUUGUGAAAUUACAUUUAAGAAUAUGC
Psylliodes chrysocephalus is the source of this 2026-nucleotide messenger RNA. The record is from the annotation of a GenBank genome assembly. Lineage: Eukaryota; Metazoa; Arthropoda; Insecta; Coleoptera; Chrysomelidae.